Messenger RNA from Artibeus jamaicensis (Jamaican fruit-eating bat), 2991 nucleotides. It is a transcript of the gene BTBD1, whose product is annotated as BTB domain containing 1. The record is from RefSeq and is a predicted model, not a curated record. Gene Ontology annotation, biological process: neurogenesis. Gene Ontology annotation, cellular component: cytosol; P-body. Gene Ontology annotation, molecular function: protein binding. NCBI's taxonomy places the organism in Eukaryota, Metazoa, Chordata, Mammalia, Chiroptera, Phyllostomidae. The transcript has 8 exons. Bases 72 to 1565 code for a protein of 497 amino acids.
UGGGGGGCGGGGCGGCGAUGGCGGCCGAGCGGCGGGCGGGCUUUCCGUAGCCCGAACAGCCGCGCCGCAGGAUGGCUUCGCUUGGGCCGGCAGAUUCUGGCGAGCAGACCCCGGGGUCUGAUGCGGAGGCGGGCGUCGCGGGGCCGCCGCCGCCGCCGUCUCCCCUGGGGCCGCUGCUCCCCCUGCAGCGGGAGCCGCUGUACAACUGGCAGGCGACCAAGGCGUCGCUGAAGGAGCGCUUCGCCUUCCUCUUCAACUCGGAGCUGCUGAGCGAUGUGCGCUUUGUGCUGGGCAAGGGCCGCGCCGCCUCCGCCGCUGCCGGGGGCCCGCAGCGCAUCCCCGCGCACCGCUUCGUGCUGGCGGCCGGCAGCGCAGUUUUCGACGCCAUGUUCAACGGCGGCAUGGCCACCACGUCUGCCGAGAUCGAGCUGCCCGACGUGGAGCCCGCCGCCUUCCUGGCGCUGCUGAGGUUUCUGUAUUCAGAUGAGGUUCAGAUUGGCCCAGAAACAGUUAUGACCACUCUCUAUACUGCUAAGAAAUACGCAGUCCCAGCGUUGGAAGCACACUGUGUGGAAUUUCUCACCAAACACCUCAGGGCAGAUAAUGCCUUUAUGUUACUUACCCAGCCUGCAGAUAAGAUAGCUGUGGAAACAAAAUCAUGGUCUUUUCAUGUUCAGGCUCGACUGUUCGAUGAACCUCAGCUCGCUAGUCUUUGCCUGGACACGAUAGACAAAAGCACAACGGACGCGAUAAGCGCCGAGGGGUUCACCGACAUCGACAUAGACACACUCUGCGCAGUUCUAGAAAGAGACACACUUAGCAUUCGAGAGAGUCGACUUUUUGGAGCUAUUGUACGAUGGGCAGAAGCAGAAUGUCAAAGACAGCAAUUGCCUGUGACUUUCGGAAACAAACAGAAAGUGCUGGGAAAGGCACUGUCCUUGAUCCGCUUCCCACUGAUGACCAUCGAGGAGUUCGCGGCGGGCCCUGCUCAGUCUGGGAUUCUGUCAGACCGUGAGGUGGUAAAUCUCUUUCUUCAUUUCACUGUCAACCCCAAACCCCGCGUUGACUACAUCGACCGGCCGCGCUGCUGCCUCCGAGGGAAGGAAUGCUGCAUCAACAGGUUCCAGCAAGUGGAGAGCCGCUGGGGGUACAGCGGAACGAGCGACCGCAUCAGGUUCACAGUUAACAGAAGAAUCUCUAUAGUCGGAUUUGGUUUAUAUGGAUCUAUUCACGGUCCCAUGGAUUAUCAAGUCAAUAUACAGAUCAUUGAAUAUGAAAAAAAACAAACCCUGGGACAGAAUGAUACUGGCUUUAGUUGCGAUGGGAGCGCCGGCACAUUCAGGGUCAUGUUCAAGGAACCCAUAGAGAUCCUGCCCAAUGUGUGCUACACAGCGUGCGCGACCCUCAAAGGCCCAGAUUCCCACUACGGCACAAAAGGACUGAAGAAAGUAGUGCACGAGACACCUGCUGGCAAGACUGUUUUCUUCUUUUUCAGCUCCCCUGGCAACAAUAACGGCACUUCCAUAGAAGAUGGACAGAUCCCAGAAAUAAUAUUUUACACAUAAUUUAGCAUCAUAAUCCGUCUUGGCUAAAUGGUGCCAUACAGUCUGGUCGCAUAGGCAUAAAAAUACUGGCCACCAAGAAAAGGUUGAAUGUUAGGAAUAUUUAUAAUUCUAAGAAAAGAAACAUUUUAGUUUCUUAGAGGAAAUAGAUAAGUGCUUAUUUAAAUCUCUGCAUAAUUUAAAGGCAGAUUAUCCAUUUUCUUAUAACCUUAGGGGAAAGGAAAAGUGGGUUCAAUUGUUUGAAAAAAAAAAACAGCUAUUUCGGCUUUAUCUUGUAUCAUUUUGUAGAUGAGCUGACUUGCGACCUUUCAGCGGUUUUAUAAUGGGAAGGUUUUUGUGUUAUUUGGCUGGUUUGUUUUGUUUGCACUGUUUUGAAGGUUCCAUGAGAUGGACAUAUGAUGGAGGCAUACAGGGUCAGUAUUCCUAUAGAAUUCCUAUUAACGCAAAUAACUAAUUUCAGACAAUUAAGAAAACUGACCUUAAAUUUGGAGUUUGGAAAUACCUGGUUGUUAGCGUCAGGAAUAUUGCUAGAAACACGCCUAAUAGAGUGCCCAAGAAAAUUUUCAGGGCAUUUACAGAAAAGGGUAUUUUGUAAUAGUGUAGUAACGUGUUACCUAGUACAGGUUUAAAGUACAAAAGGAGUUUGUAUGAAUUGGCAAUAAUGUGAUAGGAACAAAGGAUCUGCAGGUAGAGUCUAAGACUAGAUUCUUUGUCCCCGAAGUGCACUGUCACCCCCUGUCCGUGGGGGGGCGCUGCUGCGAGUCCCUGGGGUCCAGGCAGGGUGUGGUGAUGCCAGAGGAGAUUGGGUGGACACAAGCCAGAAGCAGAGUAAAAUACAUUUACAACAACUACUUUGAAAUUUUAAAGAUAUCCAACAGAAUUGCUCCUGCCGAAGUGACACCAUACUUUGUCACCUAUACAAUUCUAUCCCUGAAGUAAAAUAUGUUUAAUAUUCAUGGCCUCACAAACGUCACAGGUACAGCUGUGUUAGGAAGGGAUAGGAAGUAUAUGUGGCAGAAUGACAUUUAUAUACUUUUUAUAAAACAAAAUUUUUAUAUAAAUAACUCUUUUUUCUUUUGAAAGCGAUAUCUUAUAAAAACAUGUAAUUAAGUUUAAGGUAUAUCAACUAGUUGUCAAAGAUGGUUAAAAAAAUCACAAUUCUUUUAAGUAUCAACUGAAAUAGAAUUUUUCUAAAUACUAGUAACUUAGGAUAUCAAAUUUUUUCAUUUACAGUAGCAUUUCAUUUUAUAUUUCAACGGAGGCAGUGUGAUAUGCUUGUGGCCGAGGUUUCUAACUGAAGAAAGGGGGCUUUUUUCUGUCCCUGGUACCAUGACCUUUUGGAUCUAACCCUCAGUUCACUGGAGUGUCUGUGGAUGUGUGGUGAGGUGAACCAGCAAACACCCUGAACUGACCGCUAUGGAAAAUGCUU